AUGAAUAAAGCCAUCCUUUUACUCACUUUCUUAGCUGUUUCUAUCAAUGCUUAAGAUAUCUUCAACAUCACCCUUAACAGGAGCUUUGAAUUAAAGCCAUACCCAUUAUAUGGUGAUUAUCCUGAUUAUUGUUCUUACAAUUCUACAGUCACUUUGACCCCCACUACAAGCGCCAAUAACAAUACUUUAUUCACUGGUUUUAAUGUUACAGGAUAAGCUUACGCAAAUUUUACUGGCUGCCCUGCUUACUAUUUAACUUUCGUCACCUCUAUAUAUGAUAAAACUCCUAUUACAUAUAACAACACCCAAAAUAUUGCCUUAGAUAAUAUUUAUGUUAUGGAUAACAUUACUUAAAUUCCUUACAAACUUAUUUCCUAAGUUUCUACUAACAUAAUUAACAACUACAUCAAUGCUACUGCAUAACUUCCUGCUUUCUAGAUUUCUGCUUCAGAUAUAAUUAAAAAUAUUUUUUCCAAAUAAAGUCUCUUCUUUGUUAUUCCUACUGAUUUCAAAAUAGCAUCUGUUUCUGUUUUUACUUUAAUUCCUUUAUCAUUCUGA
Messenger RNA from Tetrahymena thermophila SB210, 558 nucleotides. RefSeq lists its product as hypothetical. The record is from RefSeq and is a predicted model, not a curated record. The transcript has a single exon. Lineage: Eukaryota; Ciliophora; Oligohymenophorea; Hymenostomatida; Tetrahymenidae.